AUGACCGCUGUCGCAACCGGUCCCGUGAUGAGUAGCCAUGACGCCGGGACAGAACCGCGACCGGAUCAUAGCCCCUCGCGCUUUACGGCUGUCAAUGGUAGGGAGUCGGCCACAGCCACGGGGACAGGCCCGACUCUAACGUCGUCGUCUCCCAUGGCCCAGGGUGGCCGAAUGCCGAUGUUGCCCGCCACCGCAUCCGCCAACGACACCGCGGAGCCGUCACGCGACGGGUUGGGUCUGCGGCAUGAUGUCCACGGUGGUUCCUCGCAACGGGCGUCACCAUCAGGUUCCAACAAGCACAAGCGAAAGCGAUCGGGGUCGGGCGACCAAGAGGCUCGGCAGCCGGUAGAGCUGGGCUAUCACCCCCAUCCGGAACCUUCUCCUCACAAUCCUCAUCAUCCUCAGCAACCACAGUCACAACCACAGCAACCGCAGCAACCACCAUCACUUCACCAACAACAUCACCACCAUCACCACCACCAUCAUCACCAGCAGCAGCAGCAACAACAACAACAACACCUUAGCCGUGAAACGCCAAGCCACGCCGACGAACUGUCCCCGCUCCUUGGAAAUGGCACCGCCAAUGGACCGGGAUCGGUCUCCUCGGAUAUGGAUUCGGUGAAUGCCGUCGCGGCAUCUGGUCAUCGAUCAGAUACCAAUGAGACAUCGCAGCCGCCAUCUACGGGACCUUGGCCGGAUUAUGACUCCCAUUUGAUCACGCAGGCUCAACGAGCACAGCAGAUCGAUCCUUCCGAUGCGCAGUUGGCGGAUGCCCUUCAACGAGAUGUGCAGGGUCCAGAACCGUCCCGAAAUGGAACCAGUGACCGAUCGGUGCCGCCUCCCUCGAGCGUUCAGUCCGCCUCUUCUCCGAACUAUGUAUCCGAUCGAGGCAACAAUUCCGGCCAGGUCGCGCCUAAGCGGAAGCGUGUCUUUAGCAAUCGCACCAAGACUGGCUGCAUGACCUGCCGACGUCGGAAGAAGAAAUGUGACGAGCAACAUCCUGCAUGCAACAAUUGUAUCCGUGGCGGAUUCUUGUGCGAGGGAUACACCUCUCGGAGCACCUGGCAGAAGCCAUCGACCACAAAAACGCCAGUCCCUUUGCAAUCCAAGGAGGGAUAUUCAGAACUUGGCGGACAGUAUCUUCCCGAACCGAGCGGGCACCACGAACGGCCGACUCCCGGCCUGCCAGACCAUAUCGAGUCCCGCAAAAUGCGACCACUGGUCGACGACAAUGACCGUGUGACCCCGUCGUACACCAACAAUCCAUCCAACAACCCGGUCUCAACACACCCGGUCUCGACCUCUACAUCCUCGUCCUCCUGGUCGAAGCGAGCCUGGUCGGGCCCCAGCCACGCCGCGUAUCCGCCCCCGGAACAUCUUCCCAAGCCUGACUAUCGGGAAGUGGCACCCAUUCAUGAAUUGCACCCUCGAGACUCUCACUCCAAGCCGGAUUACCCUAUGGUUCCGCCGAUCCGUGAGUUUACACACGCUCCCCCACCGCCCCCGCCUCCGCCGAAACCCAAUGGGUUACCCCUGUUCCAUGGAACCACCCCGGACCAGCCGCGACCCAUGGCGCCGGGGCCGGGGCCGGGGCCGGCACCCACUUCAGCACCCACGCCUAUGCCGCCCUCGUCGAUGGAGACGAAUAGCCCGCAAACUCAGGCGCGAAUGGCUUUGAAGAUCGAACACCAACUAUCGGCGCGUGCGAUGGCUGCAGAAGAAACGGAAAAGGACAAGAUGAUGCGGGGGGAGUUGUACCGCCCAUUUGAUUUGCAAUUGGUGGAGGAGCGCGAUCGGUGCAAGCGUGCGGUCUGGCGGUUCAACAAUGCCUGCAAUCCCCACUACGGAUUGAGUUCCAAGGAGCAAAAUCGCUUGCUCAAAGAGAUAUUGGUGCCCUCGCCGAGUUCGGCGGCGACCUCGCCGUCUAGUGCCACUGCGCCUUUCUCCAUGGGGUCCAUCGGUCAGGGAGCGGUGGUCGAGUCACCUUUCAACUGCCACUACGGGUAUAACAUUCAGAUUGGAGAAGACGUGAUGAUCCACCAAAAUUGUUUGUUCGUUGACGAUUGCGGCAUCAGCAUCGGCGCACACAGUUGGAUUGGACCCAACGUGACUCUCUUGAGCUCUAUGGCUCAUUCUAGCAUGCAGGAGCGAAAAGGAUCGCAGAGCCGCUAUCAAGGCCGGCCGGUGAUCAUUGAUGAGGACUGUUAUUUAGGCGCCGGCUGUACAAUUUAUCCUGGCGUUCACUUGAAUCGGGGAGCGUAUGUGGCACCGGGCGAGGUGGUCAAAACCGACAUCGUGGCUUAUGGAUUCCAAGGAUAUAAACCCAGUUAUAUGUGA
Penicillium oxalicum is the source of this 2337-nucleotide messenger RNA. RefSeq lists its product as uncharacterized. Gene Ontology annotation, molecular function: acetyltransferase activity; zinc ion binding; DNA-binding transcription factor activity, RNA polymerase II-specific. Gene Ontology annotation, biological process: regulation of DNA-templated transcription. The record is from RefSeq and is a predicted model, not a curated record. NCBI's taxonomy places the organism in Eukaryota, Fungi, Ascomycota, Eurotiomycetes, Eurotiales, Aspergillaceae. Bases 1 to 2337 code for a protein of 778 amino acids. The transcript is spliced from 2 exons.